This is a messenger RNA of Torulaspora globosa, 222 nucleotides long. RefSeq names its product ubiquitin-like protein HUB1 (gene HUB1). The record is from RefSeq and is a predicted model, not a curated record. Gene Ontology annotation, biological process: mRNA splicing, via spliceosome; protein modification process. Gene Ontology annotation, molecular function: protein tag activity; protein binding. The transcript has a single exon. The coding region runs from base 1 to 222 and encodes 73 amino acids. Gene Ontology annotation, cellular component: nucleus; cytoplasm. NCBI's taxonomy places the organism in Eukaryota, Fungi, Ascomycota, Saccharomycetes, Saccharomycetales, Saccharomycetaceae.
AUGAUCGAGGUGCUAGUAAGUGAUCGGUUAGGCAAGAGAUUGAGGGUGAAAUGCCUGGAAGAGGACGCCGUUGGGGAUUUCAAGAAGGUGCUGGCCGUGCAAUUGAGCUGCCAGCCGGGGAAGAUUGUGCUGCAGAAAGGUGGGUUGGUGCUCAAGGACCACAUAAGCUUGGGCGACUACGAGGUUCACGAUGGGACCCAUUUGGAGCUGUACUAUUCGUAG